Molecule: messenger RNA, 4217 nt
Organism: Sclerotinia trifoliorum
Lineage: Eukaryota; Fungi; Ascomycota; Leotiomycetes; Helotiales; Sclerotiniaceae
Source: the annotation of a GenBank genome assembly
AAAUAUCCGAAACCUUUUCUUUUACUUUACAAGUCUUGCACUGAUUAUUGAUUAUUCAUCCAAAUUCAUUCCUAUUCAUUCAUAUUCAUUCAUAUCCAUCCGUUGAUUGAUUCACUCUAGGUAAUCCCACUCAUCCAUUCAUCCAUUCAUCCACUCGUUCAUUCAUUCAUUCAUUCUCAACAUCAACAUCAACAUCAACAUCAACCUCUUAAUCAAUGAGCGAUUCAUACACUUUCAUUAACAAGUUCGCCUUGAUUCCCAUUGAAGGGUAGAUCAUAGACUAAUAAACGCUAUACUAUCUCUCGAUCUUGACUAUACCAUCCUAUCAUUAUUUUACUUUCUCAAAGCGCCUUUUCCCUCAAAAUACAAUCCAAGAUAGUUAUCGGUGCUGCUACCAAAAUACACCUGAUACCUACUUGAUACUUGAUAUUUGACAUUUGAUACUUGAUACUUGACACUUCCCACGUCCUACUUCGCAACUCAAACUUCAAUUCACAGCUUCAUAAAUUCACAACUCCACCCACUAAUUAAUUAACUCAGCGCUGGUUGAUCCCUAUUAAAUCCACUUUUUACGCAUAAUUCCUUCUAUUCGUGUCAUUCUCUCAGACUCUUACUCUUACUUUUACCCUUGCCCUUACUCUUACUCUUACUCUCACCCUCACCCUCCUCCCUCAUUCUCAUACCUCGCUCGUUACCUGGGAUCAAAUCCGGAAUUUGAAACAUUGGAGACACAAAGUCAAUUAGGAGUACAAGAUAUUGGAACAUUUGGAACAACACUGGGGAAAUUGUACUUCGAUUUGGAAAUUGGUAAAAGAUAGAUCCUGAGUACACCAAUACUGCCAGUGUACCUACCUACCUACCCUAAUACCUCGAGACUCGAACUUCGCCGAAUGCCCGCUCCAACCAUUCCUACUUACUCUUCCACAACAUAAUUGUACCACUCAGCGAAACCAGCCUCUUUCUUCCAUAGAAAGAAAGAAAGAAAGAAAGAAAGAAAAGUAACCUCGGACAGAAAGAAUCUCGGAUUUGAUGUUGACGGAAUCAAUUACUACAGGGUCCCUCCAGAUAAGAUCCGGGUCAUAGACCUGGAGAGAGGUGGAAUUGAUUUGCUGCUUGGUUUACAUGCGGAGGGCUUAAAAGUUUAGAUGGAAUAUCUUCCAUAAAAAGCCUUUUACUUGUUUGGCCAUGACAAUGAAUAUGGGAAAUGGUUAUUAUGGCGUUGAAACGUCUGCUCCCAUUUCCAACAACAUGGGUAACAGGAGUCCGCAUAUGCAGAUCAGACAGCAGCGAAGUCAGAAGUUCAACCUAUAUCCAACAAGGCCCCGGACUUCUUCUAAGGCUUCCGAGCUAUCUGUGAAUACUGCUAGGUCUGGAAACGGUACAUAUCCAUUCCCGCCCAAAUCACCAACACCAUCCGUUCGCGAACAUUAUUUGCCGGUUCAUCCCCUCGCUCAGAAUCCUCCUAUUCCAUAUCAAAGACCCUCUACAUCGCAUCAUACAGUAUCCAACGAACCCUCCCGAUCCUUCACUGCCCCGACACAACACAAUCUUCGACGGAAACCUUCAGAGGCUUCACGGCUGAGACAGCUUAGUAAUGUGCGAUCGCAUUCUUCCACUGGCAGACGAACGCCUGACAAGUUGGUGGACAAUUUCUCGAGGCCCCGACAAGCAAGUCUGCGGAGGCGGAACGAAUCACCCAGUCCUUUGAUACAUGCCUCACAGUUUGGGGCAGAACCACAAGAUGAACAAACAUUUAACAAUGGAUCAAUCUUCAGUACAAGAGAUCGUGGUCUUUCAUCAGCCUCCUCACAAUCGGGUCAACAAUUCCCUACACCUGCACCAACACCUACGCUCCGCCCAUCUGCAUCGAUUCCGGAUUACCACACUGGGGAUUUAAACAAUGCGAGACAGCGCAAUAUACCACAAUCAAAUUUCAGGCCCAGGACAGGAAUAAAUAGACCCGAUAGCAAUAACUCUUCCAUAUAUCGGCGUGAACCCCCCAUUCGCCCACCAAAUUUUGACGACGAGGAAGUCAGAGCAAGUUUCAGAUCUGCUCUAACUACGAACUCGAGCUAUUUCGGAACAAGUGGAACAGAAAGGAGCAGCGUGUUGACGAAAAGCAGUUCACAUACUUCUUUCUUUGGGGGGAAAGACGAAGGAAUGAGUGUGGAUGAUGCAAUUGGCAUGUACGAAGGUGGAUUUAUGGAUUCAGGAGUUGAAGAUAAUGACUUAGAGGACAAGCUCUAUGAAGCUGGGGCGGACAUCAGGCCUAGGUCUGUAUACCGAGGGGAGGCGUUUGACGAGGAUGACGAGUUUCGACCAAUGACACCGAGCUCGGAAAGGAGACAAUCGAAGAUUGACGAGGCAAUGGAUGACUCUCUUGCGCCACCUCCUGCUCUGGAAUCAUCGCAAUUUUCGAUUCGGGGUUCUACUGAAAUGUUUCAUGUCAAAGCAUUUGAAGCAGAAAGUGUAGCAGGCAUUCCAAAUUAUGCCUCGGAGGAUUUUCCAGAAUCGAAAGAGUUUGAUGGUGCGGUCGCAUCUCAUGAAGGUGAAGAUGAGUUACCCGAGCAGCAUUCAGUGGCGCCGCCACCACCACCAUCGGUCAAUCCGUCAGAUCCAGCUAGAGAUCGGUAUGGGUUCAAGAAAAAGACUCAAUACGUGUCGUUGGAGGAAUAUGAGGCUUGGAGUGGCCCUUAUAAUGAAUACGUUGAGCGAAGGCAAAAGAAGUGGGUGGCCUUGCUGAAAGAUCAUAGUUUGAUCACUGACAAGCCAAUUCGAUUUCCACCAAAAUCAAAUAAAGUCAAACGUUUCGUCCGCAAAGGAAUACCGCCUGAUUGGCGGGGAGAAGCAUGGUUUUGGUACGCGGGUGGUCCGGCUAUGGUGAGCAAACACUAUGGUGUGUAUGACAGCCUCGUGAAGCAAGCCGCUGCAGGCGGGGUUAAUGAGACGGACGACGAAAUUAUUGAGCGGGAUCUCAAUCGCACGUUCCCGGAUAAUAUCAAAUUUAAACCGGAUCCUCCUCCUGCCUCCGAGAAACGAAACAGCCAACCCAGCAUAAAGGAACCGGAGACCCCGAUGUUGAAGUCGUUGCGGAGAGUAUUGCAAGCUUUUAGUAUUUAUAAUCCAAGGAUAGGGUAUUGUCAGAGUUUGAACUUUUUGGCGGGCUUGUUGUUGCUGUUUAUGGAUGAGGAGAAGAGUUUUUGGAUGUUGAAUAUCAUCACGAGGGUUUAUUUGCCAGGAACCCACGAGGUCAAUCUGGAAGGCGCAAAUGUGGAUUUAGGAGUACUAAUGACUAGCAUUAAGGAAUCGAUGCCUGCAAUAUGGGCUAAGAUCGGAGGAGAACUCGACGGCACAGCUGGAGACGGGAGGCUUUCCAUGCGUCUUCCCCCAAUCACGUUGUGUACCACAGCUUGGUUCAUGUCAUGCUUUAUUGGCACCCUUCCAAUCGAGACUACACUGCGUGUCUGGGACAGCUUUUUCUUCGAAGGAUCAAAGACUCUUUUCCGCAUCGCUCUAGCGAUCUUCAAAGUAGGGGAACAGGAAAUCAGGGCGGUUUCAGACCCCAUGGAAAUCUUCCAAGUUGUGCAAACCAUUCCUCGAAGACUCGUCGAUGCCAAUGGUCUUAUGGAUGCGUGCUUCCGGCGCAGAAAUGGGUUCGGGCAUAUUAGCCAGGAAACUAUCGAGCAACGGAGAGCAGAGCGCAGGAAAGGCUAUGCGGAAGAAAGAGCCAUUGCGAAUGGGGAGACCCCGCCCAAGAGAGGGGGAACAUUCUUUUCAAAGAAGAAAAUCAGGAGUGCAGAGACUUAAAAAAAGACGUCAUUUACCGGCGUGUGACCUAGGGAGUAAUUGGGGAUGUAUACCUAGCAUAUGGUGUUUGGGAUUGUGAGUUUGUCUGGCGGCAACGGUGUGAAUGGCGUUAUUUUCAUUUGUGUGGGAAAAAGAGAAUUUGGAAUUUGGACCCUUCUUUGCUAAGUUUGCUUUUUUAUCACGAUGAUCAUGAGGCAGCAUUUAUAUGGGGGCAUAUACAAAUAAGGAGGGACUUUAGAGAGAUUUUCUUGCGUUCGUACUGUAUAUUAAAUUUGAACUUCUUAACGGGAAAGCAGGGGUUGGUUGGACUGGGCUGUGUUGCACAAUGGACGGAAGAUUUGAACAUAGGAAUAAGAUUAGGACUAGUGUAGGCAAAAUAAAAUAAGUGUUGAUCGGAGGUCUCUUUUGGG